Molecule: messenger RNA, 5573 nt
Organism: Oryctolagus cuniculus (rabbit)
Lineage: Eukaryota; Metazoa; Chordata; Mammalia; Lagomorpha; Leporidae
Source: RefSeq, a predicted model, not a curated record
UCCGCAGUUUCUCAACUUCACCUCUUCCAGGAGUUUAGCUCAUUGCUGUGGCAAAUAUUUAGAAACUUUGACCAGACACACUCCAGUGUACUGUUUGUACCAGUCACAUGGAGUUCCCCGUACUUGGCCAUGAGUCUGUUGGGGGUGGAAGUGAGUGAACUGGAGCAGCGGCCUCAGGACCUUGGGUACUGUGGAGCAAUUAUCCUGAGCAAAAGGCUAGCUGCAGUGGAAAGUGGACUGCAAGCAGGUGGUGCUGAUCACCUGCCAAGAUAAUAGGAAACCUGGAACUGAGGAACACUGGAAGUGUCCAUAUUAAAAUAUGAAUUGUGGGGGUGGGGGGGAGGACCGUAGUGUAGAAGAACCACUAGUUCUUAAAAUCUGUGUGUAUGAAAUGCAUGAAGUUUUUAUUCCUUAUAUUAAAGUAUAUUGGUAAAAAUAGACAAAUAAAUUCUGGAACAUAAUAGACAGAAAUAAAUCCAGACGAAUAUAUUCAAUAAUUUUUGAAAAAGAGCAAAGGCAGCUCUAAGUAGAAAGUAUAGCCAUUUCAAAAGUGCUCCAGAAAAAUCGAACACUCAUAGGCCAAAAAAAAUAUAUAAAUAAAGAAAAGAAAAAAAAUAUGGAUAUUUUCCUUUUGUCCUUUCCCCCUUGCAAAGGUGAUUUGUGGGCAGAGGCCUCAGAGCAGUGGGUGGGGUGGGGGUAGUUGUGAGAGAUGAAUAAACAGAGAACGGAGGGUUUUCGGGUAGUGAAUUUAUUCUGUACGAUACCACAAUUGUGCACAUAUCUCAAUAACAUUGGUCAAAUUGAUAGAAUUAACAAGGCAGGAGUGAAUGGUAUGUAAAAUAUGAACUCCUGGUGAUGUUGGUUCAAUGUAUGUAAGAAAGCUUACAAAUGAGAGUUUUUAAUUGUAGGAAAGUCUGAGUGUGCGUGUGGAGUGGACAUACGUGGCCAUUGUCAAAUUUACUCUUUAGUUUUUCUGUGAAACUUAAGCUGUAUUGCGGAAACAAAUUCUAGAAAUGGACAACAAAAUUCUUAUUCUAACUGACAGUUCUAGGGAAGCUGAGUUUAUAUUAUUCUACUAUUGUUGUGGUUUAACAGUGUUCAUCUCCUGAAUAUUUGAACUGAGAUCAGAAUUCCGUACGAUGGGAUGUGAGAAUUCACUGAACUGAAGGAUGGAAAACUUGGAUUCUAAGACAAGUUAUUUAUUCAUUUAUAUAUUUAUUUAUUUAUUCAUUCAUUUUUUAUUUGACAGGUAGAGUUAUACACAGUGAGAGAGAGAGACAGAGAGAAAGGUCUUCCUUCCGUUGGUUCACUCGCCAAAUGUCCACUACAGCCGUAGCUGUGCUGAUCUGAAGCCAGGAGCCAGGUACUUCGUCCUGGUCUCCCAUGCAUGUGCAGGGCCCAAGCACUUGGACCAUCCUCCACUGCACUCCCGGGCCACAGCAGAGAGCUGGACUGGAAGAGGAGCAACUGGGGUUAGAACCCGGUGCCCACUGGGGUGCCGGUGCCGCAGGUGGAGGAUUAAACAAGUGAGCCAUGGCGCCGGCCCCAACAAGUUCUUUUAUUGCUGUAUUGGUGACACUAUAUUUCACUGAGGUACCAAUUGCUCAUCGUUAAACAUCAAAACAAAUUUGGACUAGCUGAUCUCAGAGAUCCCUUUUAUCUUAGGAUUAUAUGACCGUGGGGCUAGUGUUUGGUGGAAUACUUAAUAUGCCAUUUGGGAUUCCUGCAUUUUCUAACAGGACCUGAGUUUGAGUCUCAGUGAUGCUCUCCAUUCCAUGUUCCUGAUAACGCACACCCUGACAGGCAGCAGGCAAUGACUCAUGUUCUUGGGGCCAUGCUACAUAUGUGCUUGGCUUGCAUUGAGUUUCUGGCACUCAGUUCUAGUCUGACCAAGCACCAGUCAUUGUGGGGCUUAGAGGAGUGAAACUGCACAUGGGAGGUCACUCUGUCUCAUCUUUCUAUCCCUGUCCAUCUCUCUACUUUGCUUUCCUUAGUUUUUUUUUUUCCAAUUAAUUUAUUUAUUUGAAAGUAAGAGUUAACACUGAGAGAGAAAGAGAGGCAGAGAGAGAGAGGUCUUCCGUUUUCUGUUUUCCCUCCUCAGAUGGCCGCAAUGGCCAGAGAUUUGUGAUCCAAAGGCAGGAGCCAUGAGCUUCUUCUGGGUCUCCCACACAGGUGCAGGAAUACAAAGACUUGGACCAUCUUCCACCACUUUCCCAGGCCAUCACUGAGAGCAGGAUUGGAACUGGAGCAUAUGGGACUCAAACCUGUUGCCUACAUGGGUUGCUGGUACUGUAGGCAUUGAUUUACCCACUAUGCCACAGUAUAGGCCUCCCAUCUCUCUACUUUUUGAGGAAGAUUAUCCAGGAUUUUUAUAAACACUAUGUGUAUAUGAAAAGUUCAGGCAGGACGUCAGCUCAUGUGAAAGGAGGAGAUACAGAGCAGGGUCAUUUAUCUUCAAAGAGUAAUGUGAUUGCUGUAAAGAGAGUGACAGAGCUCAUUGAACCCAAAACAAAUUGGUGUGGUUCUGUUAAGAGUUUAGAACUAUGUGAAUUAGGCAGAAGAUUUCUUCUCUUUGCCCUGGAUGUAGCAUUCACCAAGAAGUGGAAUUGUUCAUGUUCUGACCUUUUUUGGCCCUGAUUUUAAUCAAUUGUUGUGGUAAUCAUUAAAUAAAUCAUGUUUGUUUUUCAAGUGACUGAUUAGAGUGAGUCACGCAACAGAGAAUCACAGCACACUCUGAAAAUGUUCCUGAACCCAAGUGAAAGGAAAGUCUUGCUUGAGGUAGAGAGCAAGACAUGGGACACAUGGGGUCAGUUCAGAAGCCUAACAUCAGCAGUUUGUGUAUCUUUGGCCUUGGAACUGAGUCCCCAAGGCCAAGUUUCCUCAUCCCUCAAAUUGAAUGAUUUUACCUUAGGCAAAGGGAACAGAAUCCAAAGAAUGUGUAGGGUGUGAACCUCUCUGUUAAUUAUCAGAAUCUCUUGCAGGCACUGCGGCUCAACAGUCUAAUCCUCCACCUAGUGGCGCUGGCACACCGGGUUCUAGUCCUGGUCGGGGUGCCAGAUUCUGUCCUGGUUACCCCUCUUCCAGGCCAGCUCUCUGCUAUGGCCCAGGAGUGCAGUGGAGGAUGGCCCAAGUGCUUGGGCCCUGCACCCCAUGGGAGACCAGGAGAAGCACCUGGCUCCUGCCUUCGGAUCAGCGUGGUAUGCCGGCUACGGCGGCCAUUGGAGAGUGAACCAACGGCAAAAAUAGGAAGACCUUUCUCUCUCUCUCUCUCUCUCUCUCUCUCACUGUUCACUCUGUAUGUCAAAAAACAAAAUUAUCAGAAUCUCUUUAUUCUUGACCAAUAAAACACUUUCUAAGUUGGUCUUGACAAGACUUAACUUUUAAAAUACAGUUUAGAGUGCUUGCUUCCACAGCACAUAUACUAAAAUUGUAAUGAUACAGAGAAGAUUAGCAUGGCCUCUGUGCAAGGAUGACACGCAAUUUCGUGAACUGUUCCAUAUUUUUUUCUGGAAUCAACCCAUAUGCCCCUCAACAGUAGACUGGAUAAAGAAAUUAUGGGACAUGUGCUCUACAGAAUACUAUACAGCAGUAAAAAAAAAAUGAAAUCCAGUCAUUUGCAACAAAAUGGAGGAAUCUGGAAAACAUCAUGCUGAAUGAAUUAAGCAAGUCCCAAAGGACAAAUAUCAUAUGUUCUCCCUGAUCGGUGACAGCUAACCGAGCACCAAAAAGGAAACCUGCUGAAGUAAAAUGGACACUAAGAGAAAGAGUGACUUGAUAAGCCCUUGUCCUGACUGUUGAUGUACAAUUUAAUACUUUAUCCCUUUUAGUUUUUUUUUUGUUCUACUUAAUACUAUUGGUUGAACUCUGUAAUUAACACACAAUUAUUCUUAGGUGUUUAAAUUUAACUGAAAACAGUUUUUCAUUUCAAAAGUUAAUUUUUCAUUGCUAUGCUAUAGAAAAAAAGUUGAAUUCUUCAUAUUAAACUUGCACCCUGAAACAUACUAGAAUUAUUAAAUAGAUUUGGGAGUUUUUUGUUAUUUGCUUUUUUAACUUUGAUUUUCUUGCUUUUAGCUUUUCUUUUUUAAAUCUUUGAAAUUUUCUACAUAGUCAAUCAUAUGGUGUGCAAACAAGGACAAUUUUAUUUAUUACUUCCAAGUUGGUAUAUUUAAUCUACUUUUCUUGUUGUUACAUUAGAUGGAAUGUUUAGUAGGAUGCCAAAUAGGAGUGGUAAGAGGAGACAUCCUGCCUUAUUCAUGACCUUAACCAGGAAGUUUCAAGUUUCUCACCAUAAGUGAUCACAUUAGCUGUGUUAGUGUGUACUCUGUUAGCUACCACAGAUCAGAAAGCAAAUAUAGUAUUUAUCUUUUUUGGACUGCUUUAUUUCACUAAGUUUAAUAAUUUAGAGUUACAUCCAUUUUUGUUGACCACUGUGCAGUAUUUCAUAAUUUGUGUGUGUGUGUGUGUGUAUGAUAAUUUCUUUAUACAGUCAUCAGUUGAUUGACUUCUGGGUUGAUUCCAUUUCUUAGAUAUUAUGAAUUGAGCUACAGUAAACUUGGGAGUACGGAUGUCUCUUUCAUAUGUUGAUUUCUUUUCAUUUAGAUAAAUUCAUUUUGACAUAGCUUCAAGUCACACUCACGUAUACAUUUUCUAUAAAUAAAAUACAUAUAUAUUUUAUAUUUAUAAUGCAUUAAUAUAUGUCAUAGCAUAUUGUCAUUUCUUUCAGUCAUAAAUUCUCAAGUGAACAUUAUUUAUAGACACAGAAUUUAGCAUAAUUUUCUUGUGUCAUAAUUAACUUUCAUUCAUGGAUGAAUAUUGAAACCACCUGUUUUUCUUUUCUUUUUUUUCAAUAACCAAUACAUGAGCACACCCUCCCAGUACAAUGAAAUUGCAAUUUCCCGAGUGGGCACAGGAAACAAAGUGAUACAACUUAUGAGUGUCUUAUUUUCAUCUCUGUCAUGGAGGCAAAGUUCACUCAGGAGAGAGGAUUAAGUGCAUCAAUGCUUGACCCAUCAGAGAAGCAUAUUAGCAAGAGUGGUAUAAAGCCUGUGCUUCCCAGCUCACAGGAUCCCAGGAAGAAGAGAAUGGAUCCAGUUGUGGCCCUGGUGUUGGGGCUCUGCUGUUUGCUUCUCCCUUCACUCUGGAAGCAGAAUUCUGGGAGAGGGAAGCUCCCUCCUGGCCCCACUCCUUUCCCCAUCAUUGGAAAUAUUCUCCAGAUAGAUGUUAAGGACAUCAGCAAAUCCCCAACUAAGGUCUCAGAACGCUAUGGCCCCGUGUUCACUGUGUAUCUGGGCAUGAAGCCCACUGUGGUGCUGCAUGGAUACAAGGCAGUGAAGGAGGCCCUGGUUGAUCUUGGAGAGGAGUUUGCUGGAAGAGGCAGUUUUCUUAUAGGUGAAAAAGUUAAUAAAGGACUAGGUAAAAAUGUUUUAAGCAAUGCAAAGACAUGGAAGGAGAUGUGGCGCUUCUCACUCAUGAUCCUGCAGAAUUUCGGGAUGGGGAAGAGGAGCAUUGAGGACCAAGUACAAGAGGAGGCCCGCUGCCUGGUGGAGGAGCUGAGAAAAACCAGCGGUGGGUGA